AUGCAUUUCAGCAAAGUGAACAAGUCAUAUCGUGGUCGUGCGUCACCGGUGUUAGUGCACUCAUGGGAUGGAGCCGGUCGAACAGGUGUCUUCUGUGCUGUUGAUCUCUUAUGUGGACGUCUUCUGAAAGGUGUUCGCCAACUGGACGUCGUCGCCUCCGUCGAACAUCUUCGUGAUCAGCGAGAU
Molecule: messenger RNA, 186 nt
Organism: Ostertagia ostertagi
Lineage: Eukaryota; Metazoa; Nematoda; Chromadorea; Rhabditida; Trichostrongylidae
Source: the annotation of a GenBank genome assembly